AGUUUGAUAAAACAUCUAGUGUAUGUUAUAGCUACGUUAAUUUUUUUAAAACUUUAUCUCUGUAAAUUAGAAAUAUUUGUCUUUAUUGAGUAAUAGAAAAACCUUUUAGCUAAAAUUUACAAUUUAUUUGCUGACAAUUACUAUACAUGGUAUAAAUUUAUAAAAGUUAGACAGAAAGUUAAAAAAUAAGUCUACAUGUGAGACCCGGAAAAUUUAAAAAAAUCAAGCACACUUGAAAAUGACAUUGGCUGAAGCAAAGUUGACUACGCGAAAAGUUUUAUUAUCCAUAAUUCUUGCAACAACAAUAUGGUUUUUUAUUAACAUUAUUUUGCUUAUUGUUUACAACAAUGGUAUGAUGCACUCAAGUCUCGAAAAACUUGCCUUUACUUCUAAUAGACGUGCAGACUCUAAUUAUAUGCAGGACGUCAAUGUUUAUCCUUUAGCUCCCCAUAUAAAAAAGUUUUUUGAUUUAUCUUGGUUUAAAUCUCAAUAUAAUGAAGAUUUUUAUAAAAGUAAGUAUGUUCCAGAAGAAAAAAUAAUAAAACUAAAAAAACGCGCUAUAUAUGAUGCUAGUAAAAAAUUGCCUAUAUUGUUUGCAAAAGGAGAAGGUGGAAUUGCGUCAUACCUUGAUACAGAAGAAGAAAAACUUUUAGCAGAAAAACUUUUCAAAAAUCAUUCCUUUAAUUCUGUUCUUAGUAAUAAAAUAUCUCUUGAUAGAACACAAAAAGAUAUAAGAGGAGAACAUUGUGCCAAAAAACACCAUCUCUAUCCUGAAAAAUUGCCUACAGCAAGUGUUGUUAUUUGUUUCCAUAACGAGGCUCUGAGUGUAUUACUACGAACAGUGCAUAGUGUAUUGAAUCGCACACCACCUGAGCUACUUGUUGAUAUUAUUCUUGUAGAUGACAAAAGUGUAUAUGACGACUUAAAAAUUCCAUUAGUUAAACAUUUGAAUGAACUCUCGGACAAGAUUCAGGUUGUACGCAAUGAAGAAAGAUCUGGAUUAAUAAGGUCGCGAUUAGCUGGUGCUGAAAAAUCACGUGGAGAUGUUUUGAUUUUCCUAGAUUCACAUUGUGAAACCACCCCUGGUUGGAUUGAACCUCUCCUUGCAAGAAUAAAUGAAGCCAAGUCAAAUGUUGUUGUACCCACAAUUGAAUCAAUUGAUGCAGAUACCUUAGAAUAUAGAGCAUCUGACAAUCCAGAACAGCGAGGAGGUUUUUCAUGGGACUUAAUGUAUGAUUGGAAUUCUAUACCUGAAAAUGAAAAACACCUGAGACAAUCACCUUCUGAUCCUAUAAGAACACCAACAAUGGCUGGGGGUUUAUUUGCAAUUGAUAAAAGUUAUUUUUUUGAAAUGGGAAGUUAUGAUCAAGAAAUGGAUAUUUGGGGAGGAGAAAAUCUUGAGCUUUCUUUUAGGAUUUGGAUGUGCGGGGGUCGUAUUGAGAUACUUCCAUGUUCUCGUGUUGGUCAUAUAUUUCGUAAAGUAACAAGUCCAUACACCUUUCCUAAAGGUGUCACGGAAACACUUUCAAAAAAUCUGAAUCGAUUAGCAGAAGUUUGGAUGGAUGAGUAUAAAGAAUACUAUUAUAGAUCACGUCCUUUAUUUAGAGGCAAAGAGUAUGGGAAUAUAACACAACGACUUGAAUUACGUCAAAAACUGCAAUGCAAAUCAUUUAAGUGGUACAUGGAGAAUAUUUAUUCUGAUAUGGAAAUUCCGGACCUUUAUCCUCCAGCGGAAGGAGAGAUAAGAAAUGGUGCUUCUAAUCUGUGUAUAGACUCUAUGGGUGUUGUUAAAGAAAAUGUAAAGCAUCAGGUUGGCUUGUAUCCCUGCCAUGGAGAAGGUGGAGCUCAGCAUUUUCAAUUAUCUCUCAAAGGAGAAAUUAUCUUUCAAGAUAAAUUUUGCCUUGAUGUUGCAGUCGCUUCGCCUGGAGCUUUUAUAGAAUUUUUUAAAUGUCAUAAGCAAAGAGGAAACCAACUUUGGCAACAUAAUAUAGAUUCAGGAGAAAUCGUGCAUUUUGUAACUCAACAAUGCUUAGACCUUGGUGUUUCUGAUCAUAAAGAUAAAGCAGUUAUGAAUCGUUGUGAUGGACGAGCCUCUCAAAAAUGGAAAUUUGGGCAUUACAAUAUGACUAAUUUUGUUAAGAUUCCAAAAUUUUAGCAUCUUGACGGUAGUCAUAUUCACGUCCGCAAUAUUAAACAUGGAGUUAUAUUUAGGGAUAGAUGAGGAGCAUUGAGAUUUUUUGAGAACACUGUUUUUAACAAGUUUAUUGUUAUAGUUGAUUGUUAGGACUUUUUUUAUAUAAAGUUAUUUUAAAUAUAAUUUUAUGAAUAAACUCAUAUACUAGUUAUAAAAAAACUUUAAGCAAAUACAAAACUCAAAAAUA
Molecule: messenger RNA, 2381 nt
Organism: Hydra vulgaris (swiftwater hydra)
Lineage: Eukaryota; Metazoa; Cnidaria; Hydrozoa; Anthoathecata; Hydridae
Product: polypeptide N-acetylgalactosaminyltransferase 13
Biological process (GO): protein O-linked glycosylation
Cellular component (GO): Golgi apparatus
Molecular function (GO): polypeptide N-acetylgalactosaminyltransferase activity
Source: RefSeq, a predicted model, not a curated record